CAAGUCGGAGCAAUACGUGCACACCAAAAAGGAUAUACACAACACACACACACACACGCACACACACACCCAGCGACAUAUCCCCUCCUGUGGAUCCUUUUUGCCUGAUCAUCCAAAACAGAGCGCACCAAAGGAUACGCGAAAAGUGCAGCAGAAAGUGAUCAAAUAUCUACAUAAAAAGUGAUUUCAACUGGAGUGACUGAGUGUCUGGGAGUGUGCCAAAGUCUAGUCGAUUAUCCAACCAAAUUCAAAGACUCGCCCAUUCCGAUCGUUCCACCAAAGUGAUACAAGAAAUAUAGACAGACUGAACUGCCAGCGAGCCUGAUUAGCACCCAAGAAGCCACAUAUACAGCCACAGAAGAUGCCCAACAAGAAGAAAGCGCAGACGGGGACUGCAGCUGAUUGUGGGGAUGCCAGGGACGUGGUGAUCUCGGGACUGUCGGGCAAGCUGCCGGAGAGCAGCAACAUUGAGGAGUUCAAGUACAAUCUGCUCAAUGGCAUUGACAUGGUCACAGAUGAUCCCAGACGCUGGGAGGCAGGCAUCUAUGGACUGCCGGAGCGCAUGGCCAAGAUGAAGGAUGAGGAUCUGGAGAAGUUUGAUGAGAACUUCUUCAGUGUGCACCAGAAGCAGGCCGAGCUGAUGGAUCCCUGCAUGCGAAUGCUGCUGGAACUCACCCACGAGGCGAUCAUCGAUGCGGGCAUCAAUCCCGCCCAGCUGCGUGGCACCCGCACGGGCGUCUACAUUGGCUUGUCCUUUGUGGAGACGGAGCACGAGAUACCCAACAUGGAGCCGAGCACCAUCAAUGGCUACUGCCUGACGGGCUGUGCCCGUGCCAUGUUCGCCAAUCGCAUCUCCUACACCUUUGACUUCAAGGGUCCCAGCUUCAUCGUGGACACCGCCUGCUCCAGCUCUCUGGUGGCCCUGUCCCAUGCCUACGCGGACAUGCGUGCCGGUCGCUGCGAUUACGCCCUCGUGGCGGGUGUGAAUCUCAUCCUGAAACCUAUUUUUGCUCUGCAAUUUCUCCGCUUGGGCAUUGUCAGCAUGGAUGGCGCCUGCAAGACUUUCGAUGCCGCUGCCAAUGGCUAUGCUCGGGCGGACACUUGUGCGGUGGUCCUGCUGCAACGUAGAUCUGAGGCCAAGCGUGUCUACGCCUCCAUCCUGAAUGUGCGCACCAAUACGGACGGGUUCAAGGAGCAGGGCGUCACCUUUCCCAGCGGACAAAUGCAGCAGGUCCUGCUGCAGGAAACCUACAGCGAAAUUGGCCUCAAUCCGGAUGAUGUGGUGUACGUGGAGGCCCAUGGCAGUGGCACACCCGUGGGCGAUGAUCAGGAGGCCAACAUGUUGAGCAAUUUCUUCUGCCAUCCCGCAAGACCCACACCGCUGCUGAUUGGCUCUGUCAAGUCGAAUAUGGGCCAUGCGGAGCCUGCGUCGGGUGUCAGUGCUCUGGCCAAGAUGAUCAUUGCCAUGGAGGAGGGCAUUCUGCCCAGCAAUCUGCACUAUCGCACACCCAAUCCAGCGGUGCCCGCCCUGGUCGAGGGCCGCCUUAAGGUCGUGGAUCGUAACAUGCCCUGGCAGGGCGGCAUUGUGGGCCUCAACUCGUUCGGUUUUGGCGGUGCCAAUGCCCAUGUCAUUCUCCGCUCUCACGGGAAAUCCAAGGCGCCAAAAGCCACACCCAAAGCCACGGCGGAGGAGCAAUGCCUCAAGCUGGUGGUCUGCUCGGGUCGGACGGAGCCAGCGGUGCAGCAGCUGCUGCAGGUGGCCACCGACCAGCGGCACGACGAUGAGUUCUUGGCCCUCAUCAAUGACAUUCACUCGCAUGCCAUUCCGCUGCAUCCCUUCCGCGGCUAUGCCGUGCUCGGCCCCAGUGGCGCACUCAAGCAGGAGGUACUUCCAUUUGAGGAGGAAUCGCGACCCAUUUGGUUCGUCUACGCGGGCAUGGGCAGCCAGUGGGCCAGCAUGGCCAAGGAUCUCAUGCAGCUGGAUGUGUUCCGGAAGUCCAUUGAGCAGUGCGCAGAGGUGCUUGCCCGCGUGGAUUUCGAUCUAAUAGACGUUCUCACACGCUCCACCGAGCGCACCUUUGACAAUAUGCUCUACUCCUUUGUGUCCGUGUCUGCUGUGCAGGUGGCACUGACGGAUCUGCUCAAGACACUGGACAUACAGCCCGAUGGCAUUAUUGGCCACUCGGCAGGGGAGCUUGGCGCUGCCUAUAUGGAUGGCUGCCUCACGGCCGAGCAGACAGUGCUGGCGGCCUACUGGCGCGGACGCAGCGUGCUGGACACGCCCGGUCUGCCGCGUGGUAAGAUGGCAGCCGUGGGGCUGAGCUGGGAGGAGAUUGGCGCACAUCUGCCCGCGGAUUGCUAUGCGGUGUGCCACAACAGCGAGGACAAUUGCACGGUCUCAGGUCCUGUGGGUUCCAUGGACGCAGCCAUCGAGCAGCUGCAGUCGGAGGGCAUCUUUGUGCGUGAAGUGGGCUCCGGCGGCUAUGCCUUUCACAGUCCCUACAUCGAGGGCGCAGCACCAAUGUUGCGCAGGAACCUGGAGCGUUUGAUCACCGAGCCCAAGCCACGCAGCGAGCGUUGGCUGAGCACCAGCGUCAGGGAGCGGGACUGGCAGACACCCGAGAGUAGUGUGGCCAACGCUGGUUACUUCAUUAAUAACCUCAUUUCGCCGGUGCUGUUUCAGCAGGCUAUCCAGCACAUACCACAGAACGCGCUCAUUGUGGAGAUUGCGCCACAUGGACUCUUCCGUGCCAUACUCCGCUCCCUGGGUCCGCAGAUCUCCUACGUGUCCCUCAUGCAGCGUGGACAUGCCAACAAUUAUGAGUUUCUGCUCAGCCAAUUGGGCAGACUCUUUGCCUCGGGGGGACAGCCGCAGCUGCUGCGCAUCUUCCCGGAGAUAAGUUAUCCCGUGUCGCGUGGCACGCCCAUGUUGGGCUCCCUCGUGGGCUGGGAUCACACGCAAAAGUGGAACUAUCCCAAGUUCAAGGGCGGCCGACAGUCGGGACAACUGUGCGUCGAACUGGAUCUGUCCAAGGAGGAGAAUGCCUUCCUGGUGGGCCACAACAUCGAUGGGAGAAUACUCUUCCCUGCCACGGGCUACAUGACGCUCGCUUGGAUGAUGCUCGCGCAGCAGCAGGGAGUCGACUAUCUGCGCACUCCCGUGCUCUUUGAGGACGUCGUCUUCCAUCGUGCAACGAUCCUGAGUGCUGGGAGCAUCGUGAAGCUCUCGCUGAACUACUUUCCCGGCAGCAGCAGCUUUGAGAUUUGCGAGGGCAGCAGCCUCGUGGCCUCCGGCAAGCUGCGUCUCGUCACGGAUGUCACUCAGGAGCGGCUGCAUCUGCCCUCGCUGCCCGGCACUGCGGGCUCCCAGAAGCUCGCCACGAAGGACAUUUACAAGGAGCUGCGUCUCAGGGGCUACGACUACAGCGGCGUCUUUCAGGGCAUCCUGGAGUCCGACAUUGCCGCGGUCACAGGUCGCCUGCAGUGGGUGGACAACUGGAUCAGCUUCAUGGACACCAUGCUGCAAUUUCGCAUUCUCAGCAAUGACAUUCGCGAGUUGUACGUGCCCACGGGCAUUGAGCGGGCUCUCAUCGAUCCGCUGCGGCACAUGGAGCUGGUGAAGCGACACCAGCAGAAGCUGCCCGUCCACUGGCAUCGCAACAUCUCGGUGGUCACGUGCGGCGGCGUGGAGAUUCACAAAAUGAAAACUGCCCAAACGCAGCGCAGGUCCGGGGGUCAAUCUGCGCCCAGUCUGGAGCGCUAUCGAUUCGUGUCACAUGUGCAGCACUUGGGGCAGCGCGAGGAUCCGCAGCGCACUCGCAGCACCGCGCUGGCCGUGGCCAUGCAGCUGGUGGUGGAGAACAGUGGCUGCCCCGUGAAGCUGAAGGGCGUGCAGCUCUCGCCGGAGCCACUGCAUGCCCUGGAGCUGCUGGAACUGAUUGAAAGGGAGCCCAUUCUGGUGGCAGAUCUCGCUGUGCUGAGUGCUGCCUCCUCCGCGGAGUCCGAGCUACACGAGAAGCUCAAGGAGUCGGGUGUGAGGACCAUAACGAAGGAUCUCUCUGCAGGUGCCGUGGAGCAGCAAUGUCACUUUGUGCACGCCCUCGAUCUGCUCACAAAGCACAGCCUGAAGGACCUCGAACACUGCGUGGAUUCCCUCAAACCCGAGGCUGGCUUUCUGCUGCUCGAGGACUCCGCCAGUGGCUACAACCUCUCAGGCCGGGAUAAGCUGUCCAAACUCCAACUGCUGCCCGUGCUGGAGCACUUCUUUGGCACUGAUCGCGUGCUAAUCCUGGCCAAAAAGCGACCCAGCAUGGCCCAGACUCGUGGCCUCGUUGUGGCCAUUACGAACAAACAUUUCAAAUGGAUUUCGGAGCUCAAGAGCGCUCUCAGCAAGGCCCAAGCGGAGCAGCGUUGCCUCUACCUCGUGGCUCAGGGGGAGGCCAGAUCGGGCGCUCUCGGACUGAUGAACUGCCUCAAGCGGGAGCAGGGCGGCAACUGGGCGCGGCUCUACCUCAUGCUGGAUGAGGGUCUGCCGCAGUUCGCCCUCGAGGAGCCCUUCUACGCCGAGCAGCUGGCCAAGGAUCUGGCCAUCAAUGUUUACAGUCACGCCAGUUGGGGCAGCUUCCGGCACCUCAAGAUGGAGCCCCAGCAGCAUCUGCUGCCCGUGGAACAGGCCUAUGUCAACACCCUCGUCAAGGGUGAUCUUUCCUCGCUCCGUUGGAUUGAGAGUCCGAGGAGCAGCCAGCUGCCGGCCAAGGGCAACUUUGAGCCCUGCACCGUCUACUAUGCGCCCCUCAAUUUCCGUGAUGUGAUGCUGGCCUCCGGCAAACUCGGCGUCGAUGCACUGCCCGGGGAUCUGGCCUUUCAGGAUUGCGUUCUCGGCCUGGAGUUUGCGGGUCGCGACUCGCAGGGUCGCCGCAUCAUGGCCAUGGUCACGGCCAAGUCGCUGGCCACCAAUUGCCUGGCGAACAGGAACCUGCUGUGGGAAAUACCCGACAACUGGACCAUGGAGCAGGCUGCCACAGUGCCUGUGGUCUAUGCCACAGUGUACUAUGCGCUGGUGGUGCGCGGACAGAUGAAGAAGGGUGAACGCAUCCUCAUACACGCGGGCUCUGGAGGAGUGGGUCAGGCAGCCAUCUCUGUGGCUCUGGCUCACGGACUCACUGUGUUCACGACUGUGGGCAGCAAGGAGAAGCGCGAGUUCCUGCUGAAGCGAUUCCCCAAGCUGCAGGAGCGACACAUUGGCAACUCCCGCGACACAUCCUUCGAGCAGUUGGUCAUGACUGUCACCCAUGGCGAGGGCGUGGAGUUGGUCCUGAACUCCCUCUCCGAGGAGAAGCUGCAGGCUUCCAUUCGCUGCCUGGCACUCAAUGGACGCUUCCUGGAGAUUGGCAAAUUCGAUCUAAGCAACAACAGCCCCCUGGGCAUGUCCGUGUUCCUCAAGAACACUUCGUUCCACGGCAUCCUGCUGGACAGCGUGAUGGAGGGUGAAUCCGAGAUGCAGCUGAGGGUGGCUCGCCUCGUGACGCAAGGCAUCAAGAGCGGCGCUGUGCAACCACUGGCCACGACUGUCUUUGCGGACAAGGAGAUCGAGAAGGCGUUCCGCUACAUGGCCUCGGGCAAGCACAUCGGCAAGGUCGUCCUGCAGGUGCGCCACGAGGAGGAGCAGAAAUCUGCGCUGCCCAAACUGCGCCAGAUCAGUGCCAUUCCCCGCUCCUACAUGCACCCCGAGAAGAGCUACAUUCUGGUGGGUGGACUCGGAGGCUUUGGCCUGGAGUUGGCCCACUGGCUAGUGUCCCGCGGCGCUCGUUUCUUGGUGCUCAGCUCCCGUUCGGGCGUGAAGACUGGCUACCAGGCGCUCAUGGUGCGCCGCUGGCAUGAUCGUGGCGUUCAGGUGAUGAUCGACACGAAUGAUGUGACGACUGCGGUGGGCUGCCAGCGGCUGCUGGAGAGCAGCAACAAGUUGGCGCUGGUCGGGGGCAUCUUCAAUCUGGCAGCGGUGCUGCGGGAUGGCUUGUUUGAGGAUCAAACAGCGAAACAUUUCGAACAGGUGACGGCUCCCAAGCUGCUGGCCACGCAGCACCUGGACACACUCUCCCGCGGCAUGUGCCCCGCGCUGGAGUACUUCAUUUGCUUCUCCAGCGUGUCCUGCGGCCGUGGCAACAUUGGACAGACCAACUACGGCCUGGCCAACUCCGCCAUGGAGCGUAUUUGCGAGCAGCGGCAGAGCGAUGGCUACCCGGGCACGGCCAUACAGUGGGGCGCCAUUGGGGACACGGGUCUGAUCAUGGAGCACAUGGGCAACAAUGACACGGUCAUCGGGGGCACCCUCCCUCAGCGGAUGAACAGCUGCCUGGAGACCAUCGAUUGGUUUCUGCAGCAGCCACAUCCUGUCAUGGCAUCCAUGGUGCUGGCGGAGAAGCGCAAAACGGAGCAGACGAAUCGCCUGAGUUUGAUUGCAACGAUAGCUAAUAUUAUGGGUCUGCGGGAUGUGAAGAGUGUGCAGGAUAAGACAACGUUGUUCGACCUGGGCAUGGACUCCCUAAUGAGCACAGAGAUCAAGCAAACCUUGGAGCGGCACUUCGACUUGGUGCUCACAGCCCAAGAGAUUCGCCAGCUGACAUUCAGCGCGCUGAAGCAAAUCGAUGCACAGGAGCCCAGCACAGCGGCAGGAACGAACACUGUGGCCUCUGCAGCUGGCACAGGCGGCACUGCCGCGGAUCAGAUUAAGGGACAGGGACAGAGCGAUGAGACUCGCAAGGUAUUCGCCAAGGAAGUAUUACCCCAGGAGGUGCUCGUGCGUCUGCACUCAAGGGCUGCGGUGGCCAGCGAGGAGCCUGCCGUUUUCUUCCUCGCACCCAUCGAGGGCUUCACAAUUGCCGUGGAGGCUCUGGCCUCCUCACUCACCUGCCCCGCCUAUGGUCUGCAGUGCACCGAACAGGUGCCCCUGGACUCCAUCGAGGCCUGUGCCGCCUACUAUCUCGGGCAGAUUCAGCGCCUGCAGCCGCGUGGCCCCUACAACAUUGUCGGCUACUCCUAUGGCUGUCUGCUGGCCCAUGCCAUUGGCGUGGCCUUGGAGCAGCGACGCUUUGGCGUCAAGGUCAUCAUGCUGGACGGUGCCCCGACCAUUGCCAGCGGCUAUGUGCAGGAGGCCAAGAAGCAAACCGACGACCUCAAUCGACAGCAGUCCAUGACAUUGGCCUACUUUGGUGCUCUACUAGCCGAUGUGGAUUAUAAUCAGCUUCUGCAAUUACUGGAUGGCGUCAAGACGUGGCCUUCGAAGCUGGACAAGCUGGCCGAUACACUGGCCGGACACACGCAACAAACCAAAGAAGUGAUCAAGAAAGCUGCCUGCAUGUUCAAACAGAAGCUUUUGCUCUCGGAAAGCUACAAGGGUGCCAAGCAGCUGCACAGCGACGUGGUGCUAAUCAAAUCCGCCGAGCACAAUGCGAUAAUGGCACAGGACUAUGGUCUCAAGGAGAUUUGCAGCGCACAGAUCGAUAUGCAUGUGGUGGAGGGCACACAUCGGACAUUCCUCAAGGAGGCUCAAACGUUACAGAUCCUCGAGCGUGUGCUGAGGAAACGGAUCUAGUUGAUAGCAUCAUGAUUUACUCUGUAGCUGUUAAUGUAUCGUUAUAUUGUUUAUGUAUACCAAUAAUACACGUAGCAAUCUCACGGGAUUGUAUAAGUACUCGUA
Drosophila guanche is the source of this 7696-nucleotide messenger RNA. It is a transcript of the gene FASN2, whose product is annotated as fatty acid synthase. Gene Ontology annotation, molecular function: oxidoreductase activity; phosphopantetheine binding; fatty acid synthase activity. The coding region runs from base 362 to 7591 and encodes 2409 amino acids. The transcript has 7 exons. Lineage: Eukaryota; Metazoa; Arthropoda; Insecta; Diptera; Drosophilidae. Gene Ontology annotation, biological process: fatty acid biosynthetic process. The record is from RefSeq and is a predicted model, not a curated record.